CUCUGGCGCACUGUUGUUGCCCAUGAGCGGCCGCGUCCGUCUCUCUGCCCGUCUCGCGCGCCCUCAUAAACGAUGCCAAAGAUGGAAAAGGGAAGACCGCCGGAAAGCAAGCGCAGCAGGAAGCCUGCUCACCCCGUCAAGCGAGAGGUCAGCCAGGAGAUGAAGAGCUUCGCAGAGAGCACAAUGAAUGAAUUGCUGGGCUGGUACGGAUAUGAUAAAGUUGAUCUGCAGGAAUCAGAGCCCGCUGACAUCAGGAGUCACAACGGCAGAGCAAGACGCCAUCAAGUGUCUGUGCUUAAAGAAAAUUCAGAUCCAAAGCCUACUGUAAUCGAGAGUAAGCUGACGUCAGGCUCAUCUGCGUCGGCUAAAAACGGAGUGAAAGAACCUGCCGGAUUUCCACUCUCUCCUUCAUCGUCCUCAUUCUCCCCCCACAUGAAGGACCUACACAGCACCCACGUCGUGGUCCCGCUCAUCAAACCAUCUGCAGUGGAGGAGCAGCAGAAUGUUCAGAUUGUGUGUGUGUGGUGUCAGAAGGAGGGGCUUAAACGCUACUCUCUGGUCAUGGGCUCUGAACUCAAGAGCUUCUGUAGCGAGAAGUGCUUCGCCAUGUGCCGCCGAGCCUACUUUAAACGCAACAAGGCUCAAAAUGAAAACCGGCAUGGUGACGAGUCUUCUCCUCCCCCUGGUCAACCGGAGGAAACUUCUCCGCAGCUCAUGCUUAAGAUGAACAGCAACACACGAGUGUGCGAUUGGUGCAAACACGUGCGUCACACCAAGUACCUGGACUUAGGUGCAGGUGACGACAGGCUGCAGUUCUGCAGUACCAAGUGCCUUAACCAGUAUAAAAUGGACAUUUUCUACCGAGAGGCUCGAGCUGCUCUUACAACGUCUGGCUCUAGUCCAAGCCAACCAGAAAACGAGAACCGUCCGACCGGAGAGACUGACACUCUGCUGACGCCGGAAUCAUGGAACAACCCUUCUAUGGAGGGAGACAGCAAAGAAACAGUGUCACCUAAAGUUUCCACGCCUGUGUCAUCGUCGUCUUCGUCAUCGUCCUCAGUUAGAGCAUCUGUCUUAGCUCAGCAGAAAGAAAGAGAAAGCUCUGUUUCUUCUCACAUCCAGACUGGCCCUCCGAUGCCAUCUACACCUUCCCCACGUGUUGUUAUAGAGCAGCCGUGGGUCAUACAAAAGCCUCCAUCCUUUAACCGGGUACCUAUUCAUGCACAGCCUCGAAACCCAGGCUCUAGUCCACACCAGAGGCCCUUACACACAUCUCCACAGAUACACACGCCCACAAUUCGCCCAAUUCCCGCACCACAGCUCUUGCACCCAUAUCCAGGGUCUAUGAUACCCUGUGCAUCUACCUACCCUCACCCCAUUCCACCACUCUUGCCAACUUUGGGUCUGCCAUAUCCACAAGCUACUGUCCUGGUGCCAUAUCCGAUUAUAGUUCCUCUCCCUGUUCCUGUGCCAAUUCCGAUACCAAUACCGGUGAGCUCAGGGGCUUUCGGACAUGCCGGGGUUAUUCGUAAAAACAAGGAGAAAGAGACAACAGGAAGGGAUACAGCUUCGGUCACCUCUGAAAAUUUACCUAGGGAGCAGAUGUCUGGAGAUCAGGAGAUUACUGAUGCCAUUUCAGUGGAGCACAAAGUAAAGACAGAGCAGGCUUUAUCUCCUGACCCGUAUUCUCCUGCUUUCUCAUCACACACUUUCCCAAUCUUAUCUUGUCACCCCCAGGUCAGUCCUACCUCCUCAUUGCCAGAAGAUCAGAGACAAGAAGUUAGAGAACGACAGGUGAUACAGAGGGCAAUAUGCAGAGUAAAGCAGGAGGGUGAAACAGAGUUCGACCACAAUAGGGUCGAACAAGAGAAUGGAUGGGAUGAGAAUGGGGACGAAGAAGAUCCGCUUGGCCAGCAAACCUCCACUAAAUCUUACACAGGCACUUUAAAACACACAUCCAAUUCAGCCCCUGAAAACGCAUCUUCCCCAGCGGAUUCGCUGAACCCACGGGCUUCAAUCAUACUCCACAACGCACUCAACACAACAUCCGUAGUCACCCCCACAGCAGCUAUCCUAUUGAACAACUGCAACUCUGUGCAACACUCCGUGCACCCCUCGACAGUUCACUCUGACCCAAAACAAAGAACAAGCCCACAUCCUGAAUCUGAGGAUGUCAAAGAGAACCUCUCAGGGGGGCGGGAACCAGGCGUAAACUGUUCCCGUCCAGCAGAGCAAACAGACUGCCAAACGGACCAUUCGGACGAGGGCAGGGGGGGAGCUGUAGAGAGUGAUGCUCUCGCAGCUGACGAACACGCAUAUGCACGAUCCAUCCCGCCAAAAUUACGAGAAAAGAGUGCACACACGGUCACUCUGACAACUGCACACACACUUUCUCACGUGGUUACACAUAGCUGGGACAAGAGUUCACAUGGGCAUACGCCUCUUUCCGAGCAAAGCGGCGUGCAUGCCGAAAUAGAGCCUGCUUUGAAGAGGAGAUGCCUGAGGAUCAGAGACCAGAACAAAUGAAGAACAGAUCAUUUGUGAAUGGAGUUAACUUCCUUAUUGCGUAUCUGAAGUCAGAUACAGAGCGCAGGCCCUUCCCUCGGUGCUGGAACUGAUGAGGGAUAACGGAGACUUGAAUGAAAACCUUAUUGACUCGUAAUUUACAGCUGCAUCCAGAUGUUUGUCCACCACAGCUAUGGGAUAUCUUCAUAACUCCGGCCUAGGGAAUGAAUCCUCAGCACGGGCUUGCUGACAGUCAUUUCCCCUCCAGCAGUGGUUUAGACAGAAGCGAGAAUCAGUGCCGUGUGUGUGUGUAUAUAUAUGUGUGUGUGUGCGCGCGUGUGUGUGUGUGUGCGUGUGUGUGAUCCAUAUAGACACUUCAGAUGUACGUUUAUGUUUUUGGCUUUCGGUCUACACAUGCAGGCGCUGUUCCUAUUUGCCAAUCUGUAACAUUGUUUAUGUUCACACACACACACACACACACACACACACACACACACACACACACACACACACACAAGCAUUUAUUCACAGUACAGCGUAUGGUGUGCAUACAUAAUGGAACACUGAUUAUGUGUUUGUACGAUUACAUAGAUUUAAUUUAAGAUUAUUUAUACCUGAGUUAGAUCAAUCGUGAAGCAAUCACAGCCCCUUUGCCUGGGCUGGAUAUCUUCCCUGUCAGACAUGUUAAAGCUGAAAUUCUAUACUUUAAUCCAUGUUUCAUUGCAUAUCCAGUGUGCUACAUUACACAGCCAAAAACAAAAAAAACAACAACAACAAAAAAAAAAACUGUCAAGCAUUUACAGACUGCACUCUAUUAAUGGACACGUGCCACUUUUAUUAUUCUGCCAUAUUCAUUUUGAGUAUAGAAUUUGUUUUAUUUGAAUAAAAUGUUGACUUGUACAUUAUA
Messenger RNA from Clarias gariepinus (North African catfish), 3412 nucleotides. RefSeq names its product sine oculis binding protein homolog (Drosophila) b (gene sobpb). The coding region runs from base 73 to 2526 and encodes 817 amino acids. Gene Ontology annotation, cellular component: nucleus. The record is from RefSeq and is a predicted model, not a curated record. NCBI's taxonomy places the organism in Eukaryota, Metazoa, Chordata, Actinopteri, Siluriformes, Clariidae. The transcript is spliced from 7 exons. Gene Ontology annotation, biological process: animal organ development.